AUGUCACCUGCGGGUUGGUAACCUACGAGCGGCUGUGAAGGGAACUGUUUAACCGGAUCCCAUUGUACCGGGGACGCAGAGCGGCCUUUUCAGCAUGCAGCAGCUGCUCAGGUGAGGGGACGCUUUGGCUCGCCCGCCGUACUCAUUCAUUAGCGGCACCGCACCGUGGCGCGGGGUGGGCGUGCUGGUUCCUCGCGCUGUUGGCGGCACUCCUUCCUGCUGCUUCCCGGAGCUCCCGGGCCAGUAGAGUUUAGUAAUAUCAAGAAAUAGGAAAUUCAACCAUGGCCCCGAGGAAGAGAGGUGGACGAGGGAUUUCAUUUAUCUUUUGCUGUUUCCGAAACAAUGAUCACCCAGAAAUUACAUAUCGGCUUCGGAAUGAUAGCAACUUUGCACUUCAGACCAUGGAGCCAGCGCUGCCCAUGCCCCCUGUGGAGGAGCUGGAUGUCAUGUUCAGUGAACUUGUGGAUGAACUUGACCUCACAGACAAACACAGGGAAGCCAUGUUUGCACUUCCAGCGGAGAAAAAGUGGCAGAUAUAUUGUAGCAAGAAAAAGGACCAGGAAGAAAACAAGGGAGCAACAAGUUGGCCUGAGUUCUACAUUGAUCAGCUCAAUUCCAUGGCUGCUAGGAAAUCUCUGCUGGCUCUAGAGAAGGAAGAGGAGGAAGAGAGGAGUAAAACCAUCGAGAGCCUAAAGACAGCACUGAGGACAAAACCCAUGAGGUUUGUCACCAGAUUCAUCGAUUUGGAUGGCCUGUCAUGUAUUCUCAACUUUCUGAAGACUAUGGACUACGAGACCUCUGAGUCUCGGAUACAUACCUCCCUCAUUGGCUGUAUAAAGGCACUAAUGAACAACUCUCAAGGCCGGGCUCAUGUCCUGGCUCACUCAGAGAGUAUUAAUGUCAUUGCUCAGAGUCUGAGCACAGAGAACAUUAAAACAAAGGUGGCCGUGCUGGAAAUCCUGGGCGCUGUGUGCCUGGUUCCUGGGGGUCACAAGAAAGUUCUGCAGGCUAUGCUGCACUACCAGAAGUAUGCCAGUGAGAGAACCCGCUUCCAGACAUUAAUUAAUGACUUGGACAAAAGCACUGGGCGUUAUCGGGAUGAAGUGAGUCUCAAGACUGCCAUCAUGUCCUUCAUCAAUGCAGUGCUAAGCCAAGGAGCCGGAGUGGAGAGCUUGGACUUCAGACUCCAUCUUCGCUAUGAAUUUCUGAUGUUAGGAAUUCAACCUGUUAUAGAUAAAUUAAGGGAACAUGAAAAUUCAACAUUAGACAGGCAUUUAGACUUUUUUGAAAUGCUCCGAAAUGAAGAUGAACUAGAAUUUGCCAAAAGAUUUGAACUGGUUCACAUAGACACAAAAAGUGCAACUCAGAUGUUUGAGCUGACAAGGAAGCGGCUGACGCACAGUGAAGCCUACCCUCACUUCAUGUCCAUUCUGCACCAUUGCCUCCAGAUGCCUUACAAGAGAAGUGGUAACACAGUUCAGUACUGGCUGCUACUAGACAGAAUCAUACAGCAAAUAGUUAUCCAGAAUGACAAAGGCCAGGACCCUGACUCCACACCUUUGGAAAACUUCAAUAUUAAGAACGUCGUAAGAAUGUUGGUUAAUGAAAAUGAAGUUAAGCAGUGGAAAGAACAGGCAGAGAAAAUGCGAAAAGAACACAAUGAGCUACAACAGAAGCUGGAGAAGAAAGAGAGAGAAUGUGAUGCCAAGACCCAAGAGAAGGAAGAAAUGAUGCAGACCUUGAAUAAGAUGAAAGAGAAGCUCGAAAAGGAGACGACAGAGCACAAGCAAGUCAAGCAGCAGGUGGCAGAUCUCACAGCACAGCUGCAUGAGCUCAACAGGAGAGCGGUCUGUGCUUCGGUUCCAGGAGGACCCUCACCUGGAGCCCCAGGGGGACCCUUUCCUUCUUCUGGACUAGGAUCUCUUCUCCCUCCCCCACCACCCCCACUUUUCUCAGGUGGAGCACUUCCUCCCCCACCACCUCCCCUCCCUCCUGGGGGUCCUCCUCCUCCCCCAGGACCUCCUCCCUUAGGAGGAAUCCUGCCUCCUCCUGGUGCUCCAGUGAGUCUGACGCUCAAGAAGAAAAACAUUCCCCAGCCCACCAAUGCUCUGAAAUCCUUCAACUGGUCUAAGCUGCCUGAGAACAAAUUGGAAGGAACAGUAUGGACUGAAAUCGAUGAUACCAAAGUGUUCAAAAUCCUAGACCUUGAAGACCUAGAAAGAACUUUCUCUGCUUACCAAAGACAGCAGGAGUUCUUUGUGAACAGUAACUCCAAGCAGAAAGAAACAGAUGCCAUUGAUGACACACUGAGUUCCAAACUGAAAGUCAAAGAACUGUCCGUGAUUGAUGGUCGGAGAGCCCAGAAUUGCAACAUCCUUCUGUCGAGGUUGAAAUUAUCCAAUGAUGAAAUCAAGCGGGCAAUUCUAACAAUGGAUGAGCAAGAGGAUCUGCCCAAGGACAUGUUAGAGCAGCUUUUGAAGUUUGUCCCUGAGAAAAGUGACAUUGACCUGCUAGAGGAACACAAACACGAGCUGGACCGGAUGGCCAAGGCUGACCGCUUCCUGUUUGAGAUGAGCAGGAUUAAUCAUUACCAGCAAAGACUGCAGUCAUUGUACUUCAAGAAGAAGUUUGCAGAGCGUGUGGCAGAAGUGAAGCCCAAAGUGGAAGCGAUUCGUUCUGGCUCAGAGGAGGUAUUCAGAAGCAGCGCCCUCAAGCAGCUCCUAGAAGUUGUUUUGGCUUUUGGAAAUUAUAUGAAUAAAGGACAAAGAGGCAACGCAUAUGGAUUCAAGAUCUCCAGCCUCAACAAGAUUGCCGACACAAAAUCCAGUAUUGACAAGAACAUUACCCUUUUGCACUAUCUAAUAACUAUUGUGGAGAAUAAGUACCCCAAAGUCCUCAAUUUACAUGAAGAACUGCGGGAUAUUCCUCAAGCAGCAAAAGUCAACAUGACUGAGCUGGACAAAGAGAUAAGCACCUUGAGAGGCGGCCUGAAAGCGGUGGAGAUGGAGCUGGAGUAUCAGAAGUCUCAGCCCCCCCAGCCUGGAGACAAGUUCGUGUCUGUUGUCAGCCAGUUCAUCACUGUGGCUAGCUUCAGCUUCUCAGAUGUUGAAGAUCUUCUGGCGGAAGCUAAGGAGCUGUUCACUAAAGCAGUGAAGCACUUUGGGGAAGAGGCUGGCAAAAUACAGCCAGAUGAGUUCUUCGGGAUUUUUGACCAGUUUCUUCAAGCCGUGGCAGAAGCAAAACAGGAGAAUGAGAACAUGAGGAGAAGGAAAGAGGAGGAAGAGAGGCGGGCUCGCAUGGAAGCUCAGCUCAAAGAACAACGGGAAAGGGAGCGUAAGAUGAGGAAGGCCAAGGAGAACAGUGAAGAAACUGGAGAGUUUGAUGACCUGGUCUCAGCUUUGCGCUCGGGAGAAGUGUUUGACAAAGACCUUUCCAAACUCAAACGGAACCGCAAACGCAUUUCCAACCAGGUGACGGAUGGUAGCCGGGAGCGACCAAUCACAAAACUGAAUUUUUAAUUUUCUUGCAUCCUUUUCUAGAAAGCGCAGUAGCAGCCCUUCGGCGUGACUAGAACUUUUCAUUACACUGCCUUGCAAUCAAAACAGUGGCAAUUUCUUCUCUCACCUGUGAGUGAAGGUGUGAAUGUGUGUGUGUAAAUGUAUGUGUAUAUAUGUGAAAAUGUAUAUAGAAGUCUGAGUGUUGUCCGGGGACCUAUGUGUAUGCUUAAAAAGUUUAUGUUAAUGUGUGUGCUCAGAAACUCUGUGUAUGCAUUCAUAUCAAGUGGGGCUCAUUUUCUUUCCCUGAACACCAUGAAUGUUCAGAAGCACAAUUCUCCCUCCUGAAAGAGAUAACAGACAUUCCUUAACAUUUAAAACAAAAAACAAAACAAAACAAAAAAAAAAAAAAAAAAAAAAAAAAAAAAAAAAGGAAAAGAAGAAAACAGGAAGUUAAAAAUAAGUCUUGUCUUGUGGAGUAUUUUUUAUGGUUCCCAGGGUUGGAGUAGGGAGACAAUUUUCACUGGUAGAAAUGGAGUUGGAAAAUACAGAUCUGGAUGAGUUUGGUGGUUCCAGUCGGGCGCUGCUGCCUGCACCAAUGACUCACUUGGAAGAGCAGCUUCGAGGUCCCAAUGCUGCUGCUGGGUUACAGUCUACAGAUGUCUGUUGAGAACAUCUUGCACACAUUCAUAUCAUGUAGAACGUCAGUCACAAUUCUUUUGUAUAUUUAAAACUUGAACACCAGGUUUCCCCCCCCCCCUAAUUUCAUCUGUUUUUCCGCCAAAUGCUCUUGGUGAGUUCGUUUGUUCUUCCUUCCUUCCUUUCUUCCUUCCUUCCUUCCUCCCUCCCUCCCUCCCUCCCUCUCUCUUUCUUUCUUUCUUUUUUCUUUCAAGAACAUGGUUUCUAAAUAAUGCCACUUGCAUCCUAGUUAAAGGCCAGGAUUGCCAGAACCUUCUUGUUGAACUAACAAUACAGAUUGGUUAACCUGGAAAAUGAAAUUUCCCACCGAAGACUUAGUGGAAGAACUCCCUGAAGAUUCUUUUUAAAGGCAUAUUGGGUGCUUUUGGGUGUCUUCUGUUUGCUGUGUAGGCCACGCUGUAUAUCUUGGGAUAAAGGACACUCACAGUGACACAAAAUGUUAACAGUAUCUACAGGGAUGCUCAGAUCUAUUUAUCUCAAAGAAUAUUUGAAGCAAUUGCUGUUAAGUGUUGUCAUUUUAAAUUGUGUGUCGGUGACGCUACCUGUACAACUUCAGUCCAAAAAUACAAAGCUCUCAGGGAGAAAUAAUGAAACAAUGAACAUUAGAAAAUAAAAUGUAGAUGCUUACCACUGACCUGCCAACUCUCAGUACCCUUAAAUUAUAUAGUAUGUAAAGAGGACUGUUACUAUUUUUUUUCUUUUGCUUUAUUUAUUUGUACUCGGGUGUGGGGAGGGACUAGUGUUUUCUCUGUUUUCCAUCUAUCCUUUGUGGUUGGGUUUCCUGUGGAAAGAGUAGUGUUUCCUAUUGCACUAGAAUAUUAUUUACUCACUAAAUUGAGUCUUUCAGUCAAGAAUCAAAUAUUUAUUAAGCACUUACUAUGUACCAGGCAUAGUAGAGCUGUAGUGGUAAGCAAGACAGUCCCUGCCCGCCAAGGAGUUCACACUUUAAUAUAGUUUUCAGGGACGAUAGAAUGCCAAUGUGCAUAGUAGACAAGGAAUCAUACUAUUUAAAAAUAAUCUGUAUGAACUGUAAUGCUGAGUGCAGAUGGCAAGGGAUCUGUGCUGUGUAAAAGCUGUGAAACAGUGCUCUAAGAAUUGUCAAGAGCUGUGGUUUUUUUACUUUUUGUUUUUCUUCAUUGCAAACAUAGCGACUUUCUACUCAUUAUAUGGAAGUAAAUGGCUCUUAAAUAAAGCAGUCACAGGUACAAAGCAGAGCUGACUCCCGGCCCUGAGCUACCCAGUCUGCAAGCACACCGUGGUGCUACUGUGGAGACAUACAUAGCUCAGAGAGCUUGGAGGGGAGGAGGAUGGGAUGGAAUGGUGGCUUCCGCUGUCCCUGAUUAAGUGCCUCUAUGUAUAUUCUUUUCUAUUUAUAGCAGGAAAAGUUUGGUCAAGCUCAGUUUUGGAACUGUGGAAAGAGACUUACAACAGAGAGCAAGUUUGUGUAGCAUGUCCCUUUGCCCUUUUAAAACCAUCCUCAUUUUGAUGUAGACAUCCUGGUAGGCCUCCUUUGCCAUUCCCUAUAUUUGUUUAUCUUUCCAAAAACUGUGUGCAGGUAAUUCCAUGUGCCAUUGUUACAAACAAAUGAAAAAUCUACUUUUUAGACUGGUGCUGGUGUAAGUAGCCACUCUUCUCUCUUGAGUAUGUAUUUUAAAGAUUUUUUUUAAUAAUGCCAAAAAGAAAAAGCAUUAUAAUUUUUAAACCUAAUUAAAUGUCUCGUAUCUUAUUAGCUUAGUAGUUGGAACCACUUAGUCUUUAGGUGCAAGACUGUUGUUACAGAACCAAGAAAAAACGAUGUUGUGUGUGUUAUGAGACUGUACAUUUUUUUAAAAAUAGCAAUAUGCAAUAAAGAUGACUUCGUUGGGCGUA
Molecule: messenger RNA, 6062 nt
Organism: Phodopus roborovskii (desert hamster)
Lineage: Eukaryota; Metazoa; Chordata; Mammalia; Rodentia; Cricetidae
Gene: Daam1
Product: dishevelled associated activator of morphogenesis 1
Exons: 26
Coding region: 282-3518 (1078 amino acids)
Biological process (GO): actin cytoskeleton organization
Cellular component (GO): stress fiber
Molecular function (GO): small GTPase binding; actin binding
Source: RefSeq, a predicted model, not a curated record